This is a messenger RNA of Sorex fumeus (smoky shrew), 832 nucleotides long. RefSeq names its product acylphosphatase 2 (gene ACYP2). The transcript has 5 exons. Gene Ontology annotation, molecular function: acylphosphatase activity. NCBI's taxonomy places the organism in Eukaryota, Metazoa, Chordata, Mammalia, Eulipotyphla, Soricidae. The record is from RefSeq and is a predicted model, not a curated record. The coding region runs from base 44 to 520 and encodes 158 amino acids.
UGGCGUGACCCCGAGCGCCCGCGUCCCGCCCGGUGCCAGGCCCAUGUGCCCGCUGUCGCGCCCGCCGCUGCGCCCGCUGCUGCGCCUGCUUCCCGUGCCCCGCUGCCCGCGCCGCGCCCUGCCCGCUGCCAUGGCCGUGGCCCUGAAGUCGGUGGACUACGAAGUGCACGGGAUCGUGCAGGGCGUUUGCUUCAGAAGGUACACGGAACAGGAGGCCAACAAAGUUGGAGUGGUCGGCUGGGUGAUGAACACCAGCCAGGGCACCGUCACAGGCCAGCUGCAAGGUCCCGAGGAGAAAGUCAACUCCAUAUUUCCAGGACAGGCACAGACAGAUUUAUCUAUUGGACACGAAGAGUCUGACUCGUCCAAAAGGAAAGAUCUGACACCCAAACCAGCAGCUUCCCAGAAGACGUGGCUGAGCAAAGUUGGCAGUCCUAGUUCUCGCAUUGACCGUGCAAACUUUUCUAAUGAAAAAAAUAUCACCAAACUUGAUUACUCUAAUUUUAGUAUUCGAUACUAAGAGAAAUAAUCAUCGUGCUGCUUAACUAUGCAGUUGGCAUUACAUACAAUUUAACAUAUCUAUAUGAUAAGUUACUAUAUACUAUAAUCUUAGUAGAAUAGGGAAAAUAAAGACAUUUUAUGUUCUGAAAGCUACAUUAUGUUACUAAAAAUGUCUGUCAGAAAGAGUCUUAUUCAAGUAAAGAGUAUUUAAAAACUAAAAUGUCAUUACAAAGUAUUUAAUUAAAUAUUUUUGCCUUGCAGAACCUUUAAUUCUAAUGAAUAUUAUAACAUUAUUUGACUAGGUAUGAAAUAAAGUUAAUUUUUAAAAUUA